Messenger RNA from Larimichthys crocea (large yellow croaker), 7633 nucleotides. RefSeq names its product 1-phosphatidylinositol 4,5-bisphosphate phosphodiesterase gamma-1. The record is from RefSeq and is a predicted model, not a curated record. Gene Ontology annotation, molecular function: protein binding; phosphatidylinositol-4,5-bisphosphate phospholipase C activity. The coding region runs from base 1135 to 5097 and encodes 1320 amino acids. Gene Ontology annotation, cellular component: ruffle membrane. NCBI's taxonomy places the organism in Eukaryota, Metazoa, Chordata, Actinopteri, Sciaenidae. The transcript is spliced from 32 exons. Gene Ontology annotation, biological process: phosphatidylinositol-mediated signaling; release of sequestered calcium ion into cytosol; phosphatidylinositol metabolic process.
UUGACUCCUUCAGCCCUGGAGGAAUAAAAACCUCCUUUCUUCAAGCCUCGUCCUCCAUGGCUGCAGAUCUCCUGGAGACCCGAGGAGGUCGCUCUGCUCUCUGCCUCCUCCUCCUCCUCCUCCUCCUCUCCGUUACGACUCUCUCCCCUCCACUCCCCUCAUCCUCCCUCAGAUAUACUACAGCACAGAGAAGAGAGAGAGAGAGAGAAAAAAUCUGAUCAAGCUUUUCCGGUCUCCGAGCCCUAAUUUCCUCUCAAGACCUCUGGCGUUUGGAGCUGAGAGGACGCGCAGACACGGAGAUCCUGGACGCGGGUGGAGACUCUGGAGCGGGUAUCAGCGCGCCUCCUGGACGGUGACUCCUGCGUCGGAUAAUGCAUCCUGUCCGCGGUGUAACGUGCCCGGGAAGGAGGAGUGUGUGAGGGGAGAGGAGAGCAGAAUGGUUCGGCGGAUGAGAGCGCACACGGUUCUCGCCGCGGCCGCUCCGCGUCUCUCCGUCUCCGUGAAGCCGCCACAGAGCGCCGGCCGGUUCCCGUCCCCGUCUCCGUCCUCCUCUCCGCUGCCACGCUGCACCCACCUCCGGGUAUUUGCCCGACUCGUCAUUACAUAACUCGGCGUCUUUUGUCGCCGGGAGGAGGAGGAGGAGGAGAAGAGGCAGACGCAUCUCGUCCACCGCCCGAGCAGCAGGAGCUGCGAGCGGCAUCAGCAGGAGGCGACGACGCGGCGCGUUUUGGACUGAAAAGCCGGACUGUGCUUCGCCUUUGCUGUCGUGGACUGAAGGACUCACACAGGAGGACGCAGAGAGGGUGGAAACCUGAGUCCAGCGGUGAUGAGAGCUCACUACGAGUGGAUUUCGCUGGUGUGCUGCCAGAAGCAUCUGGAAAGGAUAACACAGGGAUACACUCCCCCUCCAGAGGACCAGGGGAUAAUUCACAUCUCAGACGUUUCCAGUGUUUCAGCUCUGAGGUCUUGUGUUUUAAUGUGAAACUGGUGGGUUCAUAACAAGAUUUCCGCUUGGCACCAGUUGGUUUGGACAUGUUUGGAUAACUGGUGCAUCCAGUGAUCUGUGAUUCAAAGAUCCUCACCCAGAAACCAGUCCAGAUUUCUGCAAGGUUUCCUCGUAGCUAUGCAGUGAAGAUGUGUGCAGCCAGGUUCAGUGGCUGCCUCAAUGGCUGUGCCGAGGAGGCCGCCGCCGCCGGUGCUGGUGGUGGUGGUGCAGCAGCAGCAGGGGCUCCUGGUCCGGUCACAGCCUCCAGGAUGCUGGACUGGACAGAGGCCGGUCCCCGCAUCCUCCACAGUCUGGAGAUGGGGACGGUGAUGACCAUCUUCUACCAGAAGAAGUCCCAACGGCCCGAGAGGAGAACCUUCCAGAUAAAGCAGGACAUGCGGCAGAUCGUGUGGAGCAGAAACCCGGACAAAAUAGAAGGAGAGCUCGACAUACGAGAGAUCCGGGAGCUGCGGUUGGGGAAGGGCUCCCGCGAUUUUGAGCGCUACCCGGAGGAGGCCCGUAAACUGGACGCCGCCCACUGCUUCAUCGUGCUCUACGGCCUGGAGUUUCGCCUCAGGACGCUCAGCGUGGCUGCCUUCAGCGAGGAGGAGGUCAACAUGUGGAUCACCGGACUCAACUGGCUGAUGAACGACACCCAGAGAGCGCCCGCUCCACAGCAGAUCGACAGGUGGCUGAGGAAACAGUUUGAAGUCAUGGACAGGAGCCACGAGGGCAGCAUCACAGUGAAGGAUGUGAAAACUCUGCUGCCUCAGGUCAACUACCGAGUCCCCAACAUGCGUUUUCUCAAAGACAAGCUGCAGGAGGUGGAGGCCAGGAGCGAUCUGUCGUACCCUAACUUCGCUCAGCUCUACAGGACGCUGAUGUUUGACGCUCAGAAGACCAUUAUUGAGCAGCUGGAGCUCUCCUUCCCUCUACGGAAUGUUGACAGGCCGGAGCUUUGUCAGAUCUCCCUCUACGACUUCCAGAAGUUUUUACAGAUGGACCAGAAGGACUCCUGGGCGUCGGAUCUGAGCCGCGUCAGAGAGUUCCUCAUGGGGUACAUGAGGGGCGGACCGCAGCCUGAGCCAAUGCUGCAACUUGACGAGUUCCUGACUUUCCUGUUCUCCAAGGAGAACUCUAUAUACGACCCUCGACUUUCGACUGUUGUUCCCGAUGACAUGAAAAGGCCGCUGUCUCAGUACUGGAUCUCGUCUUCACACAACACCUACCUGACAGGUGAUCAGUUCUCCAGUGAAUCAUCUCUCGAAGCCUACGCCCGCUGCCUGAGGAUGGGCUGCCGCUGCAUUGAACUGGACUGUUGGGACGGACCCGACGACCUGCCGAUCAUCUAUCACGGCCACACUUUAACCUCCAAGAUCAAAUUUCUGGAUGUGCUGCACACCAUCAAAGAACACGCCUUCGUCACGUCCGAGUAUCCCGUGAUCUUGUCCAUCGAGGACCACUGCAGCGUGGUCCAGCAGAGGAACAUGGCCACGCACUUUAAGAAGGUGUUUGGAGAUCUGCUGCUCACCAAGCCGGUCGACAACAACGCAGAGGAGCUCCCCUCGCCACACCAGCUCCGCAGGAAGAUCCUCAUCAAGCACAAGAAACUGGUGGAAGGCACGCUCUAUGAAGAGGUGUCGUCAGCCAGCUACUCUGAAAACGACAUCAGCAACUCUCUGAAGAACGGCAUCCUUUACCUCGAGGACCCCAUCGACCACACAUGGACGCCGCAUUAUUUUGUCCUGACCAGUAAUAAGAUUUACUACUCCGAGGAGACGUCUCACUACCAGACAGCCGAUGAAGAGGAGGAGGAUGAAGGAAAAGAGGAGUGUAACAACAACGAGCAGCACUGUGCGGAGCGCUGGUUCCACGGGAAGCUGGGCGGAGGUCGCGAUGGUCGACAGGUGGCCGAGAAGCUCCUGCAGGAGUACUGCGAGGGCGGGGCCAAAGACGGCACCUUCCUGGUUCGGGAAAGCGAGACGUUUGUCGGAGACUACACCCUCUCCUUCUGGCGCUCAGGUCGAGUCCAGCACUGCAGGAUCCAUUCACGUCAGGAAUCCGGCUCCACCCGUUUCUACCUGACUGACAACCUGGUGUUCGACAGCCUCUACCGCCUCAUCUGCCACUACAGAGACACUCCUCUGCGCUGCAACGAGUUCGAGAUGAGGCUGGGCAGCCCCGUACCUCAGCCCAACGCACACGAGAGCAGAGAGUGGUACCACUCCAGCCUGUCCCGUGUUCAGGCUGAACACAUGCUGAUGCGUGUUCCCAGAGACGGAGCGUUCUUGGUGCGGAAACGCAGCGAACACAACUCCUACGCCAUCUCCUUCAGGGCGGAGGGGAAGAUCAAACACUGUCGCAUCCAGCAGGAAGGCCGUCUCUUCAUGUUGGGCAGCUCUGCAGAGUUCGAGAGUCUCGUCGACCUCGUCAGCUAUUACGAGAAACAUCCUCUGUACCGCAAGAUGAGGCUCCGCUACCCCAUCAACGAGGACACUCUGGACCGGAUGGGCACCACGGAGCUCGACUACGGGGCGCUGUACGAGGUCCGCACUCCUCAUUUCUACGUGGAGGCCAAUAAGAUGCCCACAGCACGGUGUACGGUCAAAGCUCUGUACGACUACCGGGCUCAGAGAGAAGACGAGCUCUGCUUCCCCAAACAGGCGCUCAUCCUCAACGUGGACAAACAGGAGGGCGGCUGGUGGCGAGGCGACUACGGAGGAAAGAAACAGCUGUGGUUUCCUGCCAACUACGUGGAGGAGGUUCCCAGCUCUCCCACCAGAGAGAUCGAUGAAGUGUCCACAGAGAACAGUCCUCUGGGAACGUUCCUCAAGGGCUUCAUUGAUGUUCCCACCUGUCAUGUAGUGGUGCACAAGGAUGGGAAGAAUUCGCGGCCCUACGUCUGCACCAUCCACUCCCAGCAGCUGUCAUCUCACCCGGUCCAGACUCUGGACGUGGCAGCCGACAGUCUGGAGGACCUGACCUGCUGGGUCAACAAGAUCAGAGAGGCCACGCAGAACGCUGACGCACGGAUGCAGGAGGAGAAGCAAAUGGAGAGGAGGAAGAAGAUCGCGGUGGAGUUGUCCGAGCUCGUGGUCUACUGCAGACCUGUCCCCUUCAACGAGGACAAGAUCGGCACGGAGAGAGCGUGUUACCGCGACAUGUCCUCCUUCCCGGAGACGAAGGCAGAGAAGUUUGCGACUCGCGGCCGAGGGAAACGCUUCCUGCAGUACAACCGGCGUCAGCUUUCCAGAGUUUACCCCCGAGGACAGAGGCUGGACUCGUCCAACUACGACCCGCUGCCCAUGUGGCUCUGUGGAUCUCAGCUGGUCGCGCUCAAUUUCCAGACGCCGGAUAAACCCAUGCAGCUGAACCAGGCCUUGUUCAUGCUCGGCGGUGGCAGCGGCUACGUCCCCCAGCCCGACAUCAUGAGGGACGACGCCUUUGACCCCUUCGACAAGGACACCUUACACGUGGAGCCGAUCACCAUCCAGUUACAGGUGCUGGGAGCCCGUCAUCUGCCUAAAAACGGCCGCAGCAUCGUCUGUCCCUUCGUGGAGGUGGAGAUCUGUGGAGCGGAUUACGACAGCUGCAAGUGCAAGACGGACGUCGUAGCUGAUAACGGGUUGAAUCCCGUGUGGGUGCAGAAGCAGUUUGUGUUCGACAUCCACAAUCCCACCUUCUCUUUUCUGCGCUUCACCGUCUACGAGGAGGACAUGUUCAGUGAUCCUAACUUCCUGGCACAGGCGACCUACCCCGUCCGUCCACUACGAACAGGCUACAGGAGCGUCCCUCUGAAAAACAGCUACAGCGAAGAGCUGGAGUUGGCUUCACUUCUGGUUCAUAUAGAGAUCGUCAAUGCCAAGGAGGAAGACGAUGAGAACCUGUACAUGUCCAUCCAGCGGCUGCGGGAUCGAACCAGCGAGCUGUCAACCCAGGUCUCUCUCCUGGAGAGGUCGGGCUCAGGGGAUCUCAGCUACCAGCAGAGUCUGGAGGAGCUCAGAGCGGCUCAGGACCAGCUGAGCGAGCUGGUGGAGGCUCGAAACCGCAGGCUGGUGGAGAAGAAGAGGAGGGAGAAGCUGAGGCAGCAGGUGGCAGCAAAGCGCAGCUAAUCCUCUGGUCCACCGGAGAGCGCUGAAGUCCAACGCGAGCUGUGCCCGACGCCGUGCAGCGACAGCCUGAGAGGACGACGGGCGGCGACAUGCAAUCCAUUUCUAACUGGAAACAAACACACACAAAAAACCAAACACGUUCCUUCACAAUAAAAUGUGAGAUUGAAUUGCACACUGUUGUAACUAACAGCAGAGGAAAACGUGACCGACAGAAGCAUCUCAUGGACUUAAAGAAGACCUCACAGAACUAAGCUAUAAAAACAAUCAACGACUGAAGGCUGAGACACAGUGAGAGCGAGUCAGGGAUGACAGGAGAGGUGAAACGUCAGGAUGAAUCAACAGAAAAUUAGUCUGCAACAGUUUUGAUAAGUAAUUAAUCGUUUAAAGGUCCGGUCUGUAGAAUUUAGUAGUGAAGUUCCAUCUUCCAUCCCACUGAAUACCCCUCGCUUCAUGUUCUCGCUUCAAGCAUGAAGGAGGAACUACAGUGGCUGUGAAACCCCUGAAAGAUUCUCAAACCCUGGGCCGACUGCAGCAGGACUGAGCCUUUGUACAUAGGGCGGCUGCUAAACGACACUAUGUUGAGUCCAGUGAUUGGUUUGUCCAUUCUGGGCUACUGUAGAAACACAGUGGCGGACUCUGGACGAGGACCAGCUCCUCCUCUGUAGGCUUAUUUCUUAUUUUCCGGUUAUUAUACCCAAAUGAAAACAUAAAUAUGAAUAUGAUAUUACAUUUUUGUCAAUACAUCCCCAUACACACGUUACACACCGGACCUUUAAGUCAUUUUACAAGUAAAUAUGAGGUAUUUUUCUUUGCAUUAUGUGACCAUCAAUAGUUGUUUUUUGGCUUUUGUUGGUCCAAAAAAUAAUAGGUCACUGAAGAUGCUACCUUGAGGUUUAGAUAAGAAUAAGAGGAAUUUUUCACAAUUUUCUGACAUUUUAUGGACCAAAAAUCGAGUUAGUUUCGUUAGUUUCAGUUCUAAUCAUGGUAAGUCGAGUUUUAGACUCUAAAUCUAGUUAAUAUUAGCUAAUUAUCAUAAAUGUGCAUUUUCAGCACGUUGUCAUUUCUUUAUAACAAAAGAUGAUUCCUGUCCAGAGGAAGGCUUCAAAGAAAAACAUCUCUUUGGGCCUGGCUGCUUCUUGACACGUUUCGAUAGAGAGCAGUGCCACAAAACUGAAAACUGAAAAAGUCUGCAGGUCAUCAGGUUCAUUCUCACUGUGUUUUGGUCUUCAGCUAAGAAAAGAAAAAAAAACAGGAUUCAAGGGAGAAGAAAACUCAGGUUACACAGACGGAUGGAAAUAAAAAAGAAAUCACUCAUAUCUGGAUGGAAAAAGGGAGCAGUGGGCACACGUAGCAAAAAGUAAAUAUCAUGUAUGUGCCUUUGAGUUUGAGAAUUACUCCGUGUUUAACGGCGGGAAAGAAAACCGACUGACUUCUCUACAACUGGAAUAGUGUGGCCCUUUAAGGGAAAACUACUAACAAACUGGAGGAGGAAUUUACUCGCUCGGUUCGGACCAAUACUCAUGAAAUGGGUUUAAAAGGGAAGACUGAAGUCUCCUAAUCAAGACCAAGUCUUUUUUUUUGUUUGUUUUUCUUCUCUGCCCCCAGGUGGAGGGGAGGCUCCCUGUUCUACCUGGGAGAGCACAAACCGGACAAACAAAUCCUCACCAAUCCACACUGAGAAGGUCUUUUAACACUUCUUCAAAAAAGAAAAAGGGCUCUAAAUAUCUAUACUACCUUCAGAUGAGGCAGGAGAGGAGGAGGAGGAGAGAGGAAGACCAUGAUCCUCGCAGUGCCCGCUGGAUGUCACCUGCACAGGUGGGCUCAGGUGUGUUCGUCACAGAUUCUGACACACGACAGACAAACAAACAAACAAACAAACAAACAAACAAACAAACAAACAAGGGCUAUCACAGAAAAACUCAGCAAAGCAAAGCACUCUCUUUUCCUGCCGGUUCAGAUUUAUCGCCUCACAUCUUGAACCACACGACCAGGAUCAGUCGCCGCCAUCUGGCUCUAAUCAAACAGAUGUGGCUCAACUGGUCCCGGAUCUGCCAAAAAAGCUUCAAUUCGACCCCAUUGCAUGGCUUCAUGUUUAAUAACGCCCCACCCACCCUUCCCUGCCCCACCUCCUGUAGCCACUUCACCUUCCCAUCAUCCUCCUGUCUAAUUUCUCAUUGUGUAUAUAACUUCUUUUAUUUAUCAAGCAGGUGUAGAUCCUGUUUUAAUAGAUGAAGCAACAUACUAGAAGAAUGAUAAUGGACUUCAGAUUGAAGAGACUGUAACUUUAUGUAGAAAUGAAUAUUGUGUACCCGGAGCUCCCUUUAAAUGUCCCUGUAGACACAAACCUCUCGCUCUCUUUUCUCGCUCUGCUACAGUUGCACUGGGUAGGGACUUCUAUGCAAAGGUCGUCUUCUUGGCCUAUAGACAUUGUGUAUUAAGUUGUGUUUUCUCUCCAUAUCUAUGCUAACUGUCCAGUAUUAUUACUCUGCAUUAAAACUCCUGUGCAAGUUUCCAUUUAAUAAAGCUCUUUCAUGUA